Molecule: messenger RNA, 1091 nt
Organism: Pogoniulus pusillus (Red-fronted tinkerbird)
Lineage: Eukaryota; Metazoa; Chordata; Aves; Piciformes; Lybiidae
Gene: SMUG1
Product: single-strand-selective monofunctional uracil-DNA glycosylase 1
Exons: 3
Coding region: 189-1091 (300 amino acids)
Biological process (GO): base-excision repair
Molecular function (GO): single-strand selective uracil DNA N-glycosylase activity; oxidized pyrimidine nucleobase lesion DNA N-glycosylase activity
Source: RefSeq, a predicted model, not a curated record
GAAACUCCGCGCGCCCGAGCCCGGGGGCAGCCGAGACAAAGGACCCCGCGCGGGGCACGCCGGGAAGGGGGCGGGGCCUGCCCGAGUCCAGGUCCCGGCGUGCACCGCGAAGGGUCGGAGGUCAGGGGGCGGGGCCGGCGGCGGAGCGCUGAGGCUGGGCCCGGGCACAGGCGCCAGGCGAUGGCAGCAUGGAGGAGGCAGCAGCUGAGGCAGCGCCGGCGGUGACCGCGGCGGCGGCGGAGGCGAAAGCCGCGGAGGAGGAGGAGGAGGAUGAGGAUGAGGAUGAGGAGGGAGCUGAGGGGCCCGAGGGCGAGCUGGCGGAGCGGUUCCUGCGGCUGGAGCAGGAGCAGCUGGCGGCGCUGCGGGGGCUGGCGCUGGGCGGGGAGCCUGUGAGCCUCAUCUACAGCCCCCUGGAGUACGCCUGGGAGCCUCACUGCUGCUUCGUGCGGCGCUACUGCCGCGGCCCCAAGCGCGUCCUCUUCCUGGGCAUGAACCCGGGGCCCUUCGGCAUGGCCCAGACCGGGGUGCCCUUCGGAGAGGCCUGGCACGUCCGGGAGUGGCUGGGGGUCAGCGGGGGGGUGGGGAAGCCCCCCCAGGAGCACCCCAAGCGCCCGGUGCUGGGGCUGAGCUGCCCCCGGGCCGAGGUGAGCGGCGCCAGGUUCUGGGGGCUCAUCCGCAGCCUCUGCCCCGACCCCCACCGCUUCUUCCGCCACUGCUUCGUCCACAACCACUGCCCCCUCCUCUUCCUCGCCGCCAGCGGCCGCAACCUCACCCCCGCCGAGCUGCCCGCGGCGCGGCGGUGCCAGCUGCUGGCGGCCUGCGACCGGGCGCUGGCGCGGGCCGUGGGCACCCUGGGCGUGGGCAUGGUCGUGGGGCUGGGCCGGUUCGCGGAGCGCAGGGCGCGGCGGGCGCUGGCGGCGGCGGGCACCGCGGUGCGGGUAGAGAGCCUGCCCCACCCCUCCCCCCGCAGCGCCCGCGCCCGCGGCGGCUGGGAGCGGCUGGCACGGGAGCGGCUGGCGGAGCUGGGGGUGCUGCGGCUGCUGGCGGCGGGCGGCGGCGGGGGGGGCACGGUGCCAGGCUCGGGCAGGUAG